AUUUCUCUAGAAAAAACUUCAAUUCAAUUCUCAUUUAUGUCACACUCUUAAGGUUUUCCUUUGCCUCACCCUCAUAGUCGCAAAGCUAAAAUUUUUUUAUUUCAACACAACUUUUCUAAAUGUAGAUAAUAAUGCAAGAAAAAAAUGCAUACUUAAAAAAUACACACAUUGCAUCAACUGUAAUGCAAGUGUUUCUGUAGAGAGGCUAAAAAAAGUCAGUGCACUUGUGGUGUACCAGUUGAUGCAGAAGGUGUGAUCAAGUUGUAUGUGUGACGGUUUAUGCAGUUUUCUUUGACCUCGUGUGUGCUUUUCUUCAUUUCAACUGCCUCCCCAAAAGGUGAAAAUUAUAAUAAAUAGUUUUACAUUACACAUUUUGUUCCAGUAUAUAAAAAAACAGCAAAACAAAACAAAAAUGGGUUGUGUUGCUGUGAAUAAAUAAUGAAACAUGAAAGCCAAAACAGUUCAUCUUUCUCAUAUUAUAUCUUUUGUCUUCUUUAUAAAAGAGAUUUUACUGAUAGUAAAACUGAAUUCUACGAUCAGUUAUAUCAGAAUUAUAGAGCUUGAAUUAUUAAACUCUAUAGUGUAGAACUGUGGGUAAUGCAUCAAAAAUAGUUGUCAUAUCCGCUUAAAGUAAUUUCAGGAAGUGAGAGCCAAAGAAGCGCAUCACAGCAUUUGUCUUAGUGUGGAAGUAACAGAUGCAAAAUGAAUUUGAAGAGCUUUGUGUUCCAAGCUGUGUGGAUUCUCCUUAUUUUACCAUCUUUCAGUGCAGAAAAUCUGUGCAAACGUGAACUUUUAAUAAGCAGUAACAUUUCUGCUGAGCUCCAGUCUGACGUCCUGCUGCCAUGUAACUUUAAUCCUGCUCUCCUCGGAUCAGAUAAGACUGCAGAUAUAGCAGUAGUGUGGAGUCAGAGGAACACAACAAUACACAAUCUAGUGGAGAUCACUCUACAGGGAGUAGCGAAGUUCUGGAACUAUAAAGGUGGACGUAUCAAGACAUUUCCUAAGCUCUCUGAAUCAGGAAACUUCUCCAUUCUCCUUCAGAAAGUGCAGCCGUAUGAUCUGAGUCUCUACCGCUGUGAGCUGUUUAAUGGGAGCAACUGCAGGAUUGCUUAUCAGGAGCUACAGCUACAGCUAAGCCAUGAAAACUAUCAGUCCUCACUCCUAUUGUGGAGCAUAACAGGAGCAUUAGCAGGAGGAAUUGUGCUUGCUGUAUUCACAACCUGUUUGUUACAUGCAAAACGCAGACAAAAUAUCAUUGUUAUCGAGACUGACUAUGGUGUUGCAGGAAAGCAUCAGCUGCAGCCAGAGAGCAGUCAAGAAAACUGUUAUACAGAAGUGAUGUACACUCUCCACAGUACAAAACAGCCAUGGUAAAUACUUAAGAAUUAAAUUUUCUGCAGGUAAUUAAUGUACAAAUGCUGUUUCUUUAUUUCUUUUGAGUUCACUUUAUGGUAUUUCCAUCAUCCCUAAUAAACCUUUUUCCUUCAGAAGAUCACGCAUUAAACGCUGGUACUGGGAUCUUGGAAGAGCAAAAGCAGAACUGAAGAGAGAACACGUGGCAUAUGCUUGUAGGAUCACAGAUGUUGGAGCUUGAAUUAUAAAUCAUGUGUUUGAUCUUUAGGAUAAUGAUUUGUCUUAACUGUGUAUUUCUGAUGUGUGGUUUUUAAAUAUAUGUAAUAAACAGCAUCAAAAAAUAAA
This is a messenger RNA of Pangasianodon hypophthalmus (striped catfish), 1698 nucleotides long. RefSeq lists its product as uncharacterized. Lineage: Eukaryota; Metazoa; Chordata; Actinopteri; Siluriformes; Pangasiidae. The coding region runs from base 703 to 1374 and encodes 223 amino acids. The record is from RefSeq and is a predicted model, not a curated record. The transcript has 6 exons.